This is a messenger RNA of Chanos chanos (milkfish), 1536 nucleotides long. It is a transcript of the gene hpxb, whose product is annotated as hemopexin b. Bases 66 to 1400 code for a protein of 444 amino acids. The transcript is spliced from 10 exons. NCBI's taxonomy places the organism in Eukaryota, Metazoa, Chordata, Actinopteri, Gonorynchiformes, Chanidae. The record is from RefSeq and is a predicted model, not a curated record.
AAGUCCUGAUCUGUGACUUGCCUGGACACUUCUCCUCAGAGUGUGUAGACUGCAGCACAGUUGCCAUGAAGCUGCUCCUCCCUGCACUAUGUCUCUGCCUGGCUCUAGCAACAAGCCAUGCCGCUCCAAUGCAUCAUGAAAUGAUGGCAGAUCAUCACCAUGGUCCACCAGAGCAUGAGCACGAUGGACAUCAUGAAGCUCUGCCAGACCGCUGCGACGGCAUCGAAUUUGACGCAAUCGUCCCGGACGAGAAGGGAACCACUUUCUUCUUCAAGGGUGACCAUCUAUGGGAGGGUUUCAAUGGACCUGCCAAGCUCUCCAAUGGAACAUUCAAAGAACUGGACGAGUACCAUCACCUGGGACACGUGGAUGCAGCAUUCCGCAUGCAUCACAAGGAGAAAGCCGACGAUCACGAUCACAUCUUCUUCUUCUUGGACGACAAAGUGUUCAGUUUCUAUGACCACAAACUCGAGAAGGGCUACCCAAUGGACAUUGAGCAGAAGUUCCCAGGGGUCCCCGGUCAUUUGGAUGCUGCUGUGGAGUGCCCUAAUGGGGAGUGCAGCACGGACUCCGUUUUAUUCUUCAAGGGGAACGAAGUCCACCAUUAUGACAUCACAACGAAGACAGUGAAGAAGCGUACGUGGAGCCACCUGCCAAACUGCACAGCUGCGUUCCGCUGGCUGGAACACUACUACUGCUUCCAUGGCCAUAACUUCACCAGGUUUCACCCUGUCACUGGGGUCGUGGAAGGGUCUUACCCCAAGGACGCGCGCAAUUACUUUAUGAGGUGCCCUAAUUUCGGUCACGGGGCAGGCAGAAGACCAAUCCGCUGCAGCGAGAUGAAGAUCGACGCUAUCACCACAGCCGACGACGGCAAAAAAUAUGCCUUCAAGGACAAGGCGUACAUGCGUUUGGAUUCACAUCGUGACGGCAAACACCCUUUCCCAAUUGCCAGGGCAUGGAAGGAGUUGUCUGACGGAGUGGAUGCAGUGUUUUCCUAUGACAACAAGAUGUACAUGAUUAAGGGUGAUCAGGUAUAUAUCUACAAAUCAGCUGCCCACUACGUCCUCAUCGAGGGGUACCCCAAACCCCUGAAGGAGGAGCUGGGUAUCGAGGGACCAGUGGAGGCGGCUUUCGUUUGUCAGGAUCACCAUAUCGUGCACGUUAUCAAAGGUCCAAAGAUGUAUGAUAUCGAUCUGUCUGCAACCCCUCGGACAGCGUCACAAGGAAUUUCCGUGCCCUUCCCGCACAUUGACGCUGGAACAUGUGGCCCAGAUGGCAUAACCGUCUUCGUGGGAUCAGAGUUCUUCAAAUACGAGUCCCCGAAAACCUUUUCUGCAAGCAGGAUCCGUCCGCAACCACACAAAUUCACCCCGGAAAUUUUCAGCUGUGAAGAGUGAAAAAUGGUUUAAGAUGCGACUCGGCCAUUGCCCCACUCACAAACACACACACUGUAACUGCCCCACACACAGUAAAUCCCCAUGCAAUGUGUCAUUGUUCCUGUCAUUUUCAAUAAACAAAUUUUCAGACACAGAA